AUGAAUUCUGAAAUUGAAUAAAAAAAUGAAUCGAUUAACUAAUUUAAAUAGAUAUUCAAAAGAUAUUAGGCCUAGAUAUCUCUUUUGUUUAUAAUUGUCGAUUAAGAAAGAAAUGACAUUGUAAAAUAAAAUUUUAUGGAUAUAUAUUCUUAAUUUAAAAAGUUUAGAAAACAAAUAAUUGUGUUGUUGCAUAAUCGCUUUGAUGAACAAUUUGAACAAAAUUCAACACUAAAAAAUUAUUUUAUGAACAUUGCUAAAAUUAGAAAAUUUUAUUCACUUUCAAACGCUGAACUUUAGGAUUAAAACUCAAUCGAUGAAUAUUUUAAAAAGAUUUUGGAAGAAUAAUAAGGUGACUUAGAAAUAGGUAUUGAUAUGAAGGACACUAUUUUUGAAGUAAGGGAUGAGAAAAAAUCUGAGAUUGAAAAUCACGCUUUUGAAUUAGCUUUCUUUAAAAGUAAGUUAGAAUAACUACAAGAUAGUGUUCAUUAAGAUGAUUAAUAACUUUUGUUGUAUUAACAAAAGAUUGCAGAACUUGAGAGAUCAAAAAUAAGAAAUUUAAAUUAAAUAAGAGAAAUAGAGAAAGAAAUAUCGUAAAAAUAGAGAGUUAUAGAAAAAAUUUAGAAGGAAGCCUAACUGAAAUCAUAAACUUCAAGUUAAGUGAAAAUAUCUUAACAACAAGGUUUAUAAAUUACCAAUUAAAAUUAUGGAAUAGUGAAUAAGAAGGAUGAGCAAUUCCUAAAAUCAGAAAUUUAGACCCUUGAAAUAUAAAGAAAAACUUUAAGUGAUAGAUUAGAUUAAUGCUUGAAAAAUUAGGACAUGAUAGAUCAAUAAAAAUAGACAAAUAAAUAAGGAAAGAAAUCACAAGGAUACGAAAAAUAAUUAUAAUUUCAAAUUGAGGAUCUAUGGAAGUAAAUUGAAGAAACUAGUACUAAAAUAAGAGAAAGUAACCAUUAAUUAGAAAAACUAAAAUCAGAUUUCAACUAAAAUUAGUAAAAUUUUUAAUAAACAACUUCUGUAUCCAAUUAUCGAAAUUCUGUUAACAUAAAUUAGAUUUCUUCUUAGUAUUAUGAUUAUUAAGGUAAUAGGUGGCCGUGA
Messenger RNA from Paramecium tetraurelia, 1095 nucleotides. RefSeq lists its product as uncharacterized. NCBI's taxonomy places the organism in Eukaryota, Ciliophora, Oligohymenophorea, Peniculida, Parameciidae. The record is from RefSeq and is a predicted model, not a curated record. The transcript has a single exon.